UAGUGUUUCUACAGAGACGCAGUAAUUCAGUGUUUCAGUCUUUUAGAGAUUAGACAUGUCUCUGAGUGUUUAUGAUGACGUGAUUGGAUCUGAGGAGAUGAACAGAGGAGAUAAAGUGGAGAUGGUGGUGGAUAUCUAUGAGAGUGCAGACGCUAUUAGAGGUCAUGACCCCAGCACAGAGGGAGAGGACACCAACAUGAUGGGGUUCCUGAAGACACAACAAGCAGAGAGUCUCUCUGCAGGAAGCAGACGCUACAGACUGGCUGCAGUGGGUCUGGGUCUGCUGUGUGUUCUCCUGCUGACUGCCAUCACAGUGCUGUGGAUCCAGUUCAACCACCUGACUGCAGAGAGAGACCAAUUACAGACCAGUAACACCAACCUGACUGCAGAGAGAGACCAGUUACAGACCAGUAACACCAACCUGACUGCAGAGAGAGACCAGUUACAGACCAGUAACACCAACCUGACUGCAGAGAGAGACCAGUUACAGACCAGUUACACCAACCUGACUGCAGAGAGAGACAGGCUCCAAAGAAGGUUUUCUGAACUGGUAAAAGCCAGUGAGGAGGGAUGGGUCAACUUCAACUUCAGUCUUUACUACGUCUCUACUGAGAAGAAGAUCUGGAAUGAGAGCAGAGACGACUGCAGAGAGAGAGGAUCAGACCUGCUAAUGAUCAACAGCAGAGAAGAACAGGACUUCAUUAACACAUUGAUAGAAGAUCAAAAGGUUUGGAUUGGUCUGAGUGACGGUGAAACAGAGGGGGUCUGGAAAUGGGUGGACGGAUCAGAACUGAUCACUGGGUUCUGGUUACCUGGAGAACCCAACAUUUAUGGAGAUGAGGACUGUGUUAUAAAUGAAUGGAACUGGGCUGAUUAUCCCUGUAAUCGUCAGUUUAAUUGGAUUUGUGAAAAAAGAAUAUUGAUGACAGUUUGAACAUGUUUGGGUUUGUGUGUGUAAGAGAGAGAGAGUGUGAUGAUUAAUGUGUGAGACAAGUUUACUGUAUAUAUAUAUAUAUAUAUAUGAGCAGUGCUUGUAUUUUGUAUUUUCUGAUUUUAGAUUUUUUUGCUUAGCUACAGAUAGCUGAUUUUUGCCUGCACUUUAUUAUUUGAUCAUUUUAACUCUAUACUCGUCAUCCUGAACAGAUUUUUUAUCUCCCUUUUUUCUUUUUUUAAAGUUCAAUAAACUUGUAAUUGUAUCCUGAA
Astyanax mexicanus (Mexican tetra) is the source of this 1203-nucleotide messenger RNA. Its product is annotated as asialoglycoprotein receptor 1-like. The transcript has 5 exons. The record is from RefSeq and is a predicted model, not a curated record. Lineage: Eukaryota; Metazoa; Chordata; Actinopteri; Characiformes; Acestrorhamphidae. Bases 56 to 934 code for a protein of 292 amino acids.